Messenger RNA from Symbiodinium necroappetens, 1437 nucleotides. The record is from the annotation of a GenBank genome assembly. NCBI's taxonomy places the organism in Eukaryota, Dinophyceae, Suessiales, Symbiodiniaceae.
AUGCAAUGGGUUCAAUGGAUCACUUCGGGUGGACUAGCGCUUAAUGCGACAAUUGCCGACUGCUUGGCUUCAAGUUUGUGGAGUCUCAUUGCAGCGCCACCCCUGAUCAUCGCCUUUCGAUCGAAAUUGUGGUGCCAUGCCGUGAUGCUGGAGCAAAUGGCAAGCUUCGACUACCGGGCCGCGCAGUGCACCUUGCAGUCGGACCGUGAUUUGGUGGAGCAGCAAAUCCAGGAAGUCUUUCGUCCCCAAGGGCUGCACGCGCAGGAUGCGGAUGAGAGCUCUAUGGGAUGGACAGCAGCGGCCUGCGACACGGAGGCAGCAACAUCCUUGCAGUCUUUCAAUGCGUACGUCAAGGGUCCUUUGCGAGAUGCUGUGCUACAAAGCAUCGGAGAUGAGCUCUAUGUGCCUUACUGGCUUUGCUUGAUAACUGGUUUGCCUAUAGCUUUCCUCUCCUCAGCGGAUUUCCUGUCGUGCAUUGAUGAAACCUGCUUCCAGAAGCUUGGCUAUUCCGGUCCGGGUGCCUUUCUCCUGUCAGAAGUGACGGGAUGGACGAUGACAGUCUUUUUGAUUCUUCCCAUCUUCUACCCCUGCUGUCUCCGAAUGCUGAAGGGCGCACUGUCCAUACAGUCUCGAUGCUUGCGGCUCAUUCUGGUGGUCUUAAGCGUCUUUCUGGCGUUUGUCUACACGUACCUCCUGUUCGAUCUUGAUUUCGACCUUUUGCUACUGACGGCGAAAUCCGAGCAAGGCUCGGAAUUUGCUGGCUUCCUUGCUUUAUUCUUCCUGCUCCUGGUAGUCGUGAUGGUGCAACUGAAAUGGCUCUUCAAUCUGGAAGGCCUCAGCCGCGUGUGUUCGAGUAUUUCGGAGGGUGUGAGGUUGCUGUUCAGCGUUUUCGAGAUGGAGCACACCAUCCUACGAGCAUGUUCACGAGCACCAAAGUUGGGAUGGUUCCUACAAUGCCAGAAAGGCUUCAAAGCUGGAGAUCCCAAAGCCGAGAUGGCAUUGGCACAGCCAGCACCUGAAGUGAGCUUCGGAAUCUUCUAUCCCUUUCGAUUCGGCUGCCCGCCGCUGCGGGUCUUCCAUGCAGGCUUAGUGUGCGAGCAGCUGUUACUGAACUGUGGGCAGUACUUGGUCGAAGCACUGGUGGUGGAAGACCCUCCCAGACGCCGCGUGGUGUUGCCACCGCUUCUGAAGUACUAUGCUGCUGACUUCGGCAGCUCUCCGUCGAACCUCGUCACCUUCGCUCAAUCGACACUGGAGGCCAUGCCGGAAGCCAUCGACCGCCUCUCUACAUACGGAGCAGUGAGCAGACGUGACGAGAUGCUUGGGUGUGCGGCCCCCGCUUUGGCUGUCCGCCUCGAGCAAUUGCGUGAGAAGGGCAGCUUCGCCUCCCUGGCUGCUUCCUUCUCCGACUUCGACUGGCACCUUGACGUGCCCAAG